AAAAUUGAAAAUUCUGGCAGGCUUUAUCCGUAAAAAAAAAAAAAGAAAAGUCGAUUCAAAGUUUAAACAAUGGCUUAGAUGCCCAUUUGGUUUGACAUUUUAGAUCAUAGUUUCCAAGUAUACGACCCAAAAACCUUUACUAAAUUAUAUAAAAAAAGACCCUUCAAUGGAAACAUGGAUGGAAUUUGAGAUAAAGAACCAUACCCAUACACUAAACCAGAAACUAAAUUUCUUUAAUACACUCAAACAAGCUCUUAUGAUCCCUUACAAAUCUCCCAACAUCAUCGUACUAUGUUUUUUGGUCUCCAUACCCCUAUGUUUCACCUUGUUUUUCCAUGAAAUGAUGCUCCAACAAACAAUCAUUGCAGCCAUGGAUAUGCUGAGAGAACCCAAUGCCAAAACAAUGGCAAAUAGUUUCUUUUAUAAACUGAUCCAACUCGCUCUCCUCCGGCUACUUCCGCUUCAUCUAUCGGAGCUCUGCGUCGCGGUGGUUACUAUUGACUCGGUAUCAAGAAAGGAAAAAUCAGAGAUGGUACGAAGACUUGUAGACAAAGAAAGGUGGAGAGGAAUCCUUGUUACUUCAAUGUAUGUUCAGUUCGUUUCGAAUGGGUUUUUACUCGGUUCGACAUGGUUGAUGAUGAACUAUUAUGUUAUUGUGAGGAGCUUUUGUUAUAAUGUGUUCACUGCGGCAUUUCUUCGAAUAUGUGGUGUGGGUUUGGUAGUGAAAUUUUUAGAAUGGAUGGUUAUGUGGAAUAUGAGUAUCGUGAUCUCAACGUCGGAGGAGGUACAUGGAGUGGAUGCUCUAGGACUCUCGGCUUAUCUUUGCCGAGGCAAAGAAAGACGAGGGUUCUUGUUGACGUUCGUAUUCUUUGUGUCGAGAAUCGGGUUACGGUUUGUAUGUUUUAACAACGAAAGCUAUGGAAAAAGGUGGUGGAUGAUUUUAGGGGUUAGCUUGAUUUGUCUGGGGAAGGUGAUAAAAUGGGUGGUUUGUGUGAUGUAUUUCUAUCAUUGCAAAGAAGGGAGGCUAGAACGGGUUGAUGUGGAAGUAGGAGAACUUGUGAUAAAUUGUAAAUCCGAGACUUAGU
Messenger RNA from Gossypium raimondii (Peruvian cotton), 1085 nucleotides. RefSeq lists its product as uncharacterized. The transcript has a single exon. The record is from RefSeq and is a predicted model, not a curated record. The coding region runs from base 167 to 1084 and encodes 305 amino acids. Lineage: Eukaryota; Viridiplantae; Streptophyta; Magnoliopsida; Malvales; Malvaceae.